CACUUUUCUCCUACCAAAUUCCUGCCUUUACCUACCCUUUUCAUUCCCUCUACGAUUUUCUUUUCGAACUCAUUUCUUGUUGCUUUCUUCCACCUUCACUUCUCGAGCUGUCUCUUCCGCGCCGCGUGGAAAUCCACUCUCUCCUCCUACCUCUCUAUCCGCCGCUCCAGAGGUUUCGUCACUCGCUCUCCCUCACGCACAGAGGACUCCUGCGCAUUUACAAAGCUCUAGAACCCCGCGUAUAAGUCCAAAAGGGAGAGUUGCCGAGCAGAGGGAGAACAGAGUGGCUUCGUGCGGGCAGGGGGAUAUCAGAGGGGUGCCGCCAUGGCCGACAAGGAGGGGAACCUCGACGCCGUCCUCAAGGAGGCCGUCGACCAGGAGAACAUCCCACUUGAGGAAGUAUUUGAGAAUCUGAGAUGCAGCCGUGGGGGGCUCACUUCCGAGCAGGCGCAGCAACGCCUUCAAAUAUUUGGUCCCAACAAGCUCGAACAGAAGGAGGUCAGGUUUUUCUAGCCUCUUAGGAGAGCAAAUUUCUCUAGUUUCUAGGGUUCAUGUGGAAUCCACUGUCGUGGGUCAUGGAGGCUGCAGCUAUCAUGGCCAUCGCACUGGCCAAUGGUGGGGGGAAGCCACCAGACUGGCAGGACUUUGUUGGUAUCAUCACGCUGCUGCUUAUCAACUCAACUAUCAGUUUCAUUGAGGAAAAUAAUGCUGGAAAUGCUGCUGCGGCACUUAUGGCUCGUCUUGCACCAAAAGCCAAGGUGCUUCGUGAUGGCCAUUGGACUGAGGAAGAGGCAGCCAUCCUUGUGCCUGGGGACAUCAUCAGCAUUAAACUUGGAGAUAUCAUUCCUGCAGAUGCUCGGCUCCUUGAUGGGGAUCCUUUGAAAAUAGAUCAGUCUGCGUUAACUGGAGAAUCAUUGCCAGUCACCAAAGGUCCUGGUGAUGGCGUCUACUCUGGUUCAACGGUCAAGCAGGGUGAGAUUGAGGCUGUUGUGAUAGCAACUGGUGUCCACACUUUCUUUGGGAAAGCUGCACAUCUUGUCGACUCCACCAAUCAAGUUGGCCAUUUUCAGAAGGUCUUGACAGCCAUUGGGAACUUUUGUAUUUGCUCAAUUGCUGUGGGAAUGUUUGUUGAGAUAAUUGUCAUGUAUCCUAUCCAGCAUAGGGCAUAUCAUCCUGGAAUUGACAAUCUUUUGGUGCUUCUCAUUGGAGGCAUUCCCAUAGCAAUGCCAACAGUUUUGUCUGUGACCAUGGCAAUUGGGUCUCAUCGCUUAGCUCAACAGGGAGCCAUAACAAAAAGAAUGACUGCAAUUGAAGAGAUGGCUGGUAUGGAUGUACUUUGCAGUGAUAAAACGGGAACCUUGACCCUGAAUAAACUCACUGUGGACAAGAACCUCAUUGAGGUUUUUGAAAGGGGCGUGACUCAAGACCAAGUAAUUCUGAUGGCUGCUAGAGCAUCCCGAAUAGAAAAUCAAGAUGCUAUUGAUACUGCAAUAGUCGGAAUGCUAGCUGAUCCAAAAGAGGCACGUGCUGGUAUUCAAGAGGUUCAUUUCCUGCCAUUUAAUCCUACCGACAAAAGAACUGCCUUGACAUACAUUGACAGUGAUGGGAAGAUGUACCGUGUUAGUAAAGGUGCGCCAGAACAGAUUCUCAACCUCGCCUACAACAAGACAGAGAUAGAACGAAGAGUCCAUGCUGUAAUAGACAAGUUUGCUGAGCGUGGACUUCGAUCACUUGCUGUAGCAUACCAGGAAGUGCCAGAUGGAAGGAAAGAGAGCCCUGGUGGGCCAUGGCAUUUCGUUGCUCUUAUGCCACUCUUUGAUCCUCCAAGGCAUGACAGUGCCGAAACAAUACGAAGGGCACUGAACCUUGGUGUUAAUGUCAAAAUGAUCACAGGUGAUCAGCUAGCAAUUGGGAAGGAAACAGGGCGUCGCUUAGGGAUGGGUACUAACAUGUACCCUUCCUCUGCUUUGCUGGGACAGAACAAGGAUGAGUCUAUUGCUGCUUUACCAGUUGAUGAUUUAAUCGAGAAGGCUGAUGGUUUUGCUGGUGUAUUCCCAGAGCACAAAUAUGAGAUUGUGAAACGUCUGCAAGCGAGAAAACACAUUUGUGGAAUGACUGGUGAUGGAGUAAAUGAUGCUCCAGCGCUAAAGAAAGCUGAUAUUGGUAUAGCAGUUGCUGAUGCAACUGAUGCAGCCAGAAGUGCUUCUGAUAUUGUCCUAACAGAGCCUGGCUUGAGUGUGAUCAUUAGCGCUGUUCUUACCAGCCGGGCAAUUUUCCAGCGCAUGAAGAACUAUACUAUCUAUGCCGUCUCGAUUACAAUACGUAUCGUGCUUGGAUUUAUGCUGCUUGCCCUCAUAUGGGAGUUUGAUUUCCCACCAUUUAUGGUGCUGAUUAUUGCAAUCCUAAAUGAUGGUACCAUAAUGACAAUAUCAAAGGAUCGAGUAAAACCUUCGCCGCUACCUGACAGCUGGAAGCUGGCUGAGAUUUUCACUACUGGAAUCGUGCUUGGUGGAUACUUGGCAGUGAUGACUGUUAUCUUCUUCUGGGCUGCAUAUAAGACAAACUUUUUCCCUAGGAUCUUUCAUGUCGAAAGCCUUGAGAAGAUAGCUCAAGACGAUUACCAGAAACUUGCUUCUGCUGUAUAUCUCCAAGUUAGCACUAUCAGUCAGGCUCUCAUCUUUGUCACAAGGUCUCGCAGCUGGUCAUUUGUUGAGCGCCCGGGCUUUCUGUUAGUGUUUGCUUUCUUGGUUGCACAGCUGAUAGCUACAUUGAUUGCUGUGUACGUUAACUGGGGUUUCACUUCAAUCAAAGGCAUUGGAUGGGGCUGGGCCGGUGUUGUGUGGCUCUACAAUCUCGUCUUUUACUUCCCACUUGAUAUCCUCAGGUUCCUCAUCCGAUAUGCUCUGAGCGGGAAAGCUUGGGAUCUUGUCAUUGAGCAAAGAAUUGCAUUUACUAGGAAGAAGGACUUUGGCAAGGAAGAGAGGGAGCUCAAGUGGGCACACGCACAGAGGACCCUCCACGGACUGCAGCCACCAGAUGCCAAGCUGUUCCCCGAGAGGGUGAACGAGCUGAAUCAAAUAGCUGAAGAGGCGAGACGGAGGGCUGAGAUUGCGAGGCUGAGAGAGCUUCACACGCUGAAGGGACAUGUGGAGUCGGUCGUGAAGCUCAAGGGCCUGGACAUCGACACCAUCCAGCAGUCGUACACAGUGUAACGGACUCAUAGUCAUAUAUAUGCCCUGGGUUGAGUAUAUUUAAAUAUCUGUUUCUCGCAGAGGAACAGCUAAUUCUGGUAGUUGGCUGUCAUCUUUUACUUACCGUAGCUGUGGCACCAGAUCAAUAUAGUACAGUACAUAACGGGAACUGAUGUUUAUCAGUUGUGUGUAUGUGAUGCCUGUCUAUUGUCAUAUACUCAUAUGGGGAGAGGAGAUGUCGUCAGAUUUCCCCUGCAAA
This is a messenger RNA of Panicum virgatum (switchgrass), 3450 nucleotides long. RefSeq names its product plasma membrane ATPase 1. Bases 552 to 3212 code for a protein of 886 amino acids. Gene Ontology annotation, cellular component: plasma membrane. The record is from RefSeq and is a predicted model, not a curated record. NCBI's taxonomy places the organism in Eukaryota, Viridiplantae, Streptophyta, Magnoliopsida, Poales, Poaceae. Gene Ontology annotation, biological process: proton export across plasma membrane; regulation of intracellular pH. Gene Ontology annotation, molecular function: P-type proton-exporting transporter activity; ATP binding; ATP hydrolysis activity. The transcript has 21 exons.